Molecule: messenger RNA, 3242 nt
Organism: Punctularia strigosozonata HHB-11173 SS5
Lineage: Eukaryota; Fungi; Basidiomycota; Agaricomycetes; Corticiales; Punctulariaceae
Product: RIC1-domain-containing protein
Exons: 18
Coding region: 108-3206 (1032 amino acids)
Biological process (GO): intracellular protein transport; retrograde transport, endosome to Golgi
Cellular component (GO): cytosol; Golgi membrane; Ric1-Rgp1 guanyl-nucleotide exchange factor complex
Molecular function (GO): protein binding
Source: RefSeq, a predicted model, not a curated record
AUUACGACGAGGGCUUUCCGCCAUCCCUCACCGUGUUUGCUCUGAGGCCGCCUCCUAAGCUAUCGUAACAGGCCCGAGGGUUGUUGGGCACAGACUCCAGCGCGACCAUGUACUUCCCCACAGCAGCGGCUCGGCAGCUCUGCACCGUGCCCGCCUUGCCUCUGCUCGAGCCCGAGCCGGUCCUGUGCAUCCGCCCGAACGCGCGGCGGAACCUGUUCUGCAGCCUCACCCGGAGCGGGCUGACGGUGUGGCGAGUCCGGCCCUCGGCGGUUCUUUCAUAUCUUUCGCGAACGCCGACGUCCUUGGCUGAGCACGGGGAGAACGCGUCCGCGCACUGGUCUCCGGACGGGAAGAGGAUCAUCAUCCAGACAAACGCGUCUUUCCUGGUGCUUGUCGCCGUCGACUAUGACCCGAACGAGACGCCCUAUAAAGCGCCGCCGCUCGCGCCCAACGCGCAGCGAAACUUCCUGGCUGGACCGGGUGAAUCUCUGCCGUUGCAAGCAGUGACCCUGCGCUUCGAGGGGGUGAUCCGCAUAGAAGGAACACUACGGAGCGUGUCUCCCCGAAAACACUACAUCCUCUUCUCAACCCAGGAUCCGCCUGCCGUCCAGCGCAUCCCGUGGCCCGACAUCGGAGACGAAUCGAACUCUGCGAAGAAGUCGGACUGGGUCGGAUAUGAUACGUGGGUCCUCAACGACCACGAGCUGCCUUGGUUGGUGGACGCGAACGUGACGAUUGCCGAUAUAGGCUACUCUCGGGCCAUGGGCGUUGAUACGUGGAUCACGUCGGACGGACGGGGGUACAUUGCUCAACUCAUAGACAGCAGCCUAAGUCCUCCCAGCGCUACCGAUCUCGGCACGGUGGACGAAGAGGCCCAUCAAAGAUUCGAGGGGAAACUUCCGAAAGCUUCGAUGGACAGCACCGCGUCUCAGACGACUCUCCAGUGGCAGGGUAUCUGCAUACACAACUUCGACCCCCCGCGCUGGGUCGGCAAGCGGCGGCAGGUCGACGCAGAUUCGAGCGACUCGAGCGACUCGGGCUACUACGACGAGCCCCGACGCGCUGUGGCGAUCGCCGUCAACGGCAAGUUCUCCGUCAUCGCCAUCGGGACCCAUGGCGGAGCGGUGCAUCUGUCUAAUCUGCCCUCCGAAGAAGGCGCGGUGCCACGGUCUGACACCCUGCAGAUACCGGCGAGCCAUCUGUCUAAGAAAACGGGGCCCGUGCGAGUCAUGGAAUGGAGUUCAGACGGGUACGUCCUCGCCGUCGGUUGGCAGUACGGGUGGGCCGUGUGGAGUGUCGGAGGUCGGUGCCUAGCAUGGGGUUUUGGGACGGUGGACGAGGUGGACGAAGACAGGUUCCAGGACGCGUUUAUGCACGGAGUACGGGACCUGUUCUGGGCGCCAGGUAACUUCGAGCUGUUCGUAUUGGCUCAGUCAUCCCCGAACACGGAGGACGGUCAACUAUUCGUGAUUCCGUUCGCGAAAAGUGCGGCUACCAGCCAACACUCGCCGGCACGUCUGCAGCACCUCGACAAUACCCGCUACGCAUUCCUACAACUGGACGAUCGGAUGCUUGUCUAUCGGGGAGCGGAUCAACCAGACAUGAGCGUCAUCAAUCCGGAAUCCGAUGUCCCGCACGACUACAUCGCUGCGAAUUGGCCAAUACGCUACUCAGCUUUAAGCACGGAUGGUCGACUCAUAGCAGUAGCGGGCCGGCGGGGGCUGAUCCACUACAGCUCAAACUCCGGCCGAUGGAAGUUGUUCGCCGACGAGAUGCAAGAGCAAGCGUUUUCUGUCCGGGGAGGUUUGGUGUGGUUCCAUCAUGUCCUCAUCGCCGCGGUCGAAGUCUCUCGUUCAUAUCAGGUACGCCUAUAUUCGAGAGACCUCGAGCUCAGCAACAAGAACGUGCUUCAUCGGGAAAUCCUGUCGUCCCCGGUUGUGAUACUAUCCUUGGUGGACAACUCGCUCCUGGUGUAUACCGCGGACAACACGUUGCUUCAUUAUCUGAUUAUCCCGACGCCUGACUCCAUCAAGUUGCACCUCUGCGGAAGUAUCACCUUCGAGGGUGUCAUCGCCAACCCAAAUGCCGUACGAGUGCUCAGUUGGAUGAUCCCCUCGGCACAGAAGCAACUGGGCGACCCAGCCGACGACAUGUCAGUGGCUACUGUGCUCAUGAUGGUCGGCGGAAAACUGGUUUUACUCAAACCACGACGAUCAGGAGACCAGGAGGUCAAAUACGACAUGCAAAUCCUUGCCGACAGAAUCGAGUUCUGCUGGAUACAUUUGCGGGGUAUUCGUGCGCUAGAGAACUCGUUAUGGGGAUACGACGGACAGGGCGUUCGUGUCUGGCUCAAUGCACUGGCUAUCGAGGCUCCGCCUGCAGAUGAUGCAUCGGAACCCCAAGACAGUGUCAAGGAGAGCGUGAACAUGCCUCUCGACUUCUAUCCUCUGUCGGCACUUAUGGAUAAGGGGAUCAUCAUCGGUGUUGAGCAUGAGGUAGUCACCAGGUCGAACCUCCCGUUCGUUAUGUUUAGGCAUGCGACGAGUUCCCAUCUUUUCUUGCAUCAUAUCCUCCUCUUCCACCUCGAAGCUGGGCAGGUUCGCGAAGCUGUACAGUUCGCCGCGGAAUACGCAAAUCUCGUGUACUUCGCGCACGCGUUGGAGAUGCUACUUCAUGACGUGGUGGAGUCCGAGUUCGACUCUGCUAAUUCCACGGCCAAUGGCACGAUCGACGGAGAAGCUGCGGGUGACGGCGUGUUGCCGACCGUAGUGGAGUUUCUUGAUCACUUUGACGAGGCGCUCGACGUGAUCGUCAAGUGUGCCAGAAAGACUGAGGUUACACGAUGGCCAAGGCUCUUUGACAUUGUCGGAAGUCCACAAGCUCUCUUCGAGACUUGCCUAGAAACCGGUCGCCUGACAACGGCUGGAUCGUAUCUGCUCGUGUUGCAUACCCUUGAGCAACUCGAAGGUAAUGCUCGUGAUGACGCGGCGAGGUUGCUGCGCUCUGCGCAAGAGGCAGGCGAAUGGAAGUUAUGCCGAGAGCUCAUGCGCUUCCUAAGGAGCGUUGACGAGAGCGGCAACCUGCUGAGAGAGGCAUGCGAAAAGGCUGGCAUCCUGGAUAGUGCGAGACCAGCUGAUGAUCAGGGUCAGAGUGUGGAACAGACGGAAGCAAAAGUGGACAAUGUCAGCGUCAGUGUAUCAUCAUAGUGGUUCUGUUUAUAUACCAAGUCAUAUACAGUGCAU